AUGGACGACGACGUCGCCGGCAACAGCAGCAGCCACGACGGCAUGGCUGCGGGCUGCUCCUCGUGUCUGCCGUUCUGUUUCUGGAGCUCCUCCAGGGUGCCGGCCGCGCCCGAACGGAGGCGGCGGCGUCGACGGCGGCUCAGGCUCAGGCUCAGCCUGUCGUGGUUCUCCUGGCCAUGGCGGAACAGGAAGAGCCGCGGCGGCAAGGGCAAGGAGGAGGCGGGUGGCGAGAAGAGGAGGAGGAAGAAGCUGCUGCGGCUGCGGCUGAUGCUGCUGACGUCGUCGUCACAGGCCAAGAAGGCGUUCGCGUCUGUCUCCUCCGGAAGCAUCUUCCUGCCCAAGGUGAGCAGCUUCGGCGGCGCCAAGAAGCAAAACCGGGGCAGGCCGCGGCGAACCGUCGAGGACGAGCCAACCACGAGCUGCGCGGCUCCUGUGCUGCAGCCGGAGACGACCAGCCAGCAGCCGUGCCCGAGCCCGUCCGGGGAAACGUGGCGAGCCCCGUCGUCGAGGCUCCGCUCGCUCCAGCCCGACCUGUGGGCAAUGGCCACCACGCUGGGCGCUAUCGUGUUCGUCGGCCGCGUCGCCGCGGUGUUCUUCCUGUGCUCGUGCAUGUACGGCGCGCGGUGGUGGUUCGGGCCGGCGGCGCAGGGCGUUGGCGUUGGCGGAGGUAGCCGGAGGCUCGGUGGUGAUGCCGGUGUAGGUGGCAGCUGGAGGCUCGGUGACCGGGUGGCGGCGGACUUGUGCACGGGGGAGCACAAGAGGAAGGUGGUCAUGGAUGGGUUGCUGGAGAGAGCCUCGCUUUUGUAAAUAGUCACCUUACAGCUUGUGUUGUCAAUUUGUAAAAAUGAUCUCGUUUUAUUGGGUUGGUGGCAUGGUUGGUUUUGAAUGGUUUUGGGAGAUGGAACCUACGGACAUGGUUGAUCGAAUUCAGUUUUGGUUA
This is a messenger RNA of Brachypodium distachyon (stiff brome), 940 nucleotides long. RefSeq lists its product as uncharacterized. Lineage: Eukaryota; Viridiplantae; Streptophyta; Magnoliopsida; Poales; Poaceae. Bases 1 to 807 code for a protein of 268 amino acids. The record is from RefSeq and is a predicted model, not a curated record. The transcript has 2 exons.